Molecule: messenger RNA, 1256 nt
Organism: Penicillium subrubescens
Lineage: Eukaryota; Fungi; Ascomycota; Eurotiomycetes; Eurotiales; Aspergillaceae
Product: hemolysin III family protein
Exons: 3
Coding region: 49-1062 (337 amino acids)
Cellular component (GO): membrane
Molecular function (GO): signaling receptor activity
Source: RefSeq, a predicted model, not a curated record
AAAGGCCGCAGUACAAAGAGCAAAGCAAACGAAACUUCUUCAAUUUUCAUGCCUUCUCUUUCACUCCCGCCUCCUGCAUUACCGUCAAGCAGGAUGGCAAUGGCAUCUGUUCCUCGUCGUCGAGCUUCAUCUCCGGAACCCUCAAUUGCGAGCCAAGAAUUUGGAAAUCAUUCCCUCGGGCCGCAGUUUCUGCGAAAUCUUUUCCAGGCGGGCAAGGUACGCAAAACUCUUCUCUCGUUCGGUGAGUUAGAGAAGUGGCGUCAAGAUAAUGAGUACAUCCUCGACGGCUAUCGUCCAGCGUCAGGCUCCGCUCUAGAUUCAUUUCGCAGUUGGUUAUACAUUCACAAUGAGUCGGUGAACAUAUAUUCUCACCUAAUACCAGCUGUCGCCUUUCUCCUUGGCGAGUGGUACAUCCCAGGGUAUCUUACAACAAGAUACCAUAACAUUACGGGCAACGAUUCCUUCAUUUUCACCUUCUUCUUCUUGAGUGCGGUCAUCUGUCUGGGGCUGUCAACGACGUACCACACCAUGAUGAACCACUCCUACAAAGUUGAACAAUUUUGCCUGCGUCUUGAUCUGGUAGGCAUAGUAGUCCUGAUGUUAGGUGACUUUGUAUCGGGAAUCUAUAUGGUCUUCUGGUGUGAACCAUUACAACGCAACAUCUACUGGUCCAUGACUGGAAUUCUAGGAUUGCUUACCAUCUACAUAAUGGUCAAUCCGAAAUUUCAGGGCCCGGCAUUUCGGGAGUUCCGGGCGCUUACGUUCGUGACAACUGGUCUUUCUGGCUUUGCACCAUUAAUUCAUGGCAUCAAGAUGUUUGGUGUUUCACAAAUGAUGAAACAAUCAGGAUUGCCCUAUUAUUUGAUCGAAGGAGGCCUACUUCUAUCCGGGGCUUGGAUUUAUGUAAAUAAGUUUCCGGAGAGAUGGUACCCAGGUAAAUUCAAUAUAUACGGCUCAUCCCAUCAACUCUUCCACAUCCUGGUGGUUUUCGCUGUUGUUGCUCAAUUGACAGGGAUAUUGUGGGCUUUCGACUAUAACUACACCAAUCGAACGUGCGUUUAGAACUCCUCAAGAACAACAUUGCCACAAUCACAGCACCACCCAGGGUUGGUCUCUCAGCCCUGCAAGAUAGACAUAGACGCCGAACGGCAAAAACUACCACACUAGUUUGGAAAGCAAUAGCUCCUAGCUGAGAGCUGGAUGCCCUACUUGCAUUUUAUGGAGGAGGAUAUCUCCGACAACGCUGUAUUGUACUG